Molecule: messenger RNA, 1187 nt
Organism: Prunus persica (peach)
Lineage: Eukaryota; Viridiplantae; Streptophyta; Magnoliopsida; Rosales; Rosaceae
Product: protein TONNEAU 1a
Exons: 8
Coding region: 178-978 (266 amino acids)
Molecular function (GO): protein binding
Source: RefSeq, a predicted model, not a curated record
CCCAUUAUUACACCCACUGUUCUCAAUUCGCCAAAUUUCCUUUCCUUCUCUCUGUAGAAGCAAAGCAUCGAAGAAAGCUGCGAAAUUCAAAAGUUUGAGAAAGAGAGGGCGGGUGAGCUCUCUAUCCCAAUCACAUCCUCUCACUCUGAAAACCCUAAAUCCUGAAGAACAUAAAAGAUGGACGACUACACGAGGGAGAUGAUGGACCUCAAGACUCUGGUCACUCGCACCCUUGAGAAGAAGGGCGUUCUGGCCAAGAUCCGGGCUGAGUUGAGAGCAAGUGUGUUUGAGGCAAUUGAAGAGGAGGACAAGGUCAUCGAGAAAGAAGAAGGCUUGCCUCCGGCAUUGCUUGGUAGCUGCAACGAUCGUGCUAAACAGCUCCAUGCUUCCCCUUCAGGAAGGUUGCUUACAGCACUAGUAUGCGAAUACUUAGACUGGGCGCAACUAAACCAUACGCUAAAAGUGUAUCAGCCUGAGUGUAAUUUGCAAAAGGAUUCUUGGAAAGCUGAGUUGAAGGACUUUAGUAGCAAGAAUGGAUAUGAUCUUAACCGAAAUGGGGAUAGUGGUCCUUUGCUUUUGGACGUGCUUGAAGGAUUUUUGAAAUUUGAGAAUUUAUCUCAAGCAAGGGGUACUGGAAGGAGGCUAGCUACUUCAGAAACAGAGUCCUUAUCCAAUUUAGACUCUCGCAACAUGCGAAGACCUUCUUCAUCAUCUGUUGCUGGAGGGCUGCCUCCACUAGGAAGGCCUGGUGCGUCUUCCCAGUCAUCUGAUCGAAGAGGUGGGUCGUCCAUGUCUAGCUACAGGAAAGAUGACUACAAUUGGAGAUAUGAUAGUGAUGAAAGUCCAGAGGAUGUCAUUCGAGCUUCAAGUGCCAUGGAAAACCUUCAAUUGGAUAGAAAAGCUCGCAAUCUAACCACAUCGUGGCGGCAUGCAGGCGAUGGAAUUAGCGAGGAUGAGGGCAGGUCUGAUCAGAUGUAGGCCGAACAACGACAACCUUUGUAUAACUGCACGUGUAUUUGAUUUGUAUUUUAUAUGUUUAAUCCUUCAAUCAUAGUGAUGUUAUGUAAGAUUAUUACUGUAUUCCGAUUUGAUCUAGUGCUUUGUUCGAGUGUUUAUUUCGUGAUGUAAUUUCCUUUUUGACCCUUUUUUGAAAUCUAUAAAUUAGUAACUGCAUCUUUGCUUGCAAA